AUGGUGACGUCGAGUUCCCCUGGAUGGCUGAUGCAUCAGGUACUCCCCCGUACAUCCAUAGGCUUACAUUCUGCCUGUUGUAAUUGAUAAAACACCUCGUCGGUUUCCCGGUCAUAUUCUCUUCUGAUUCUGCGUCGCAGUACUACAGACAACAUGAAUUGGUUCAAACAGCAGUUAGCCAACGUUGUGGGCACCGAGGAGCCCGAAUAUGGGCCUACAGCAGUCCAACCGGUUACCAAGCAGGAUGUGCCCUACUCCAUCCUCUCCAAGGAUGAUCUGCGGUGGAAGGCCAUGGACCACACAAAUGUCGAGACCGAGACGUUUUAUUUCUAUACCGACGACGGGACGACCGCCAUGGCUCAAGUCAUCUACAGCAAUGUUGGGGGACUCCAUACUACGGCACAGUUCAAUAGCAAAAUCUUCAACUACGAAGGCCCCGGAAAACAUCUCUGGUGCUCAGACCCAUUGAAAGACUACGGCUUCGACGAGCCAAAGACAAGCUUCUACGCCGACAAUGUGGCUCUGGAAAUGAACGAGGCGGGUGACACGUACACAAUCAAGUCUGCCAGAAAUGACAACUGCAUUGUCAACUUGACCGUUAAAAGAGCGGCGCCGGGAUUUCAACUCGGCAAAGAUGGCACAACCUACUUUGGCACCGAUAAGAACCACCCUUGGGGGUCUAUGCGCCACGCCUUCUGGCCGCGGUGUACAGUGACCGGCACCAUGCAGACGCCCACGAAGACGUACAACUUGGAAGGCAAAGGCACUUAUAUCUACGCUCUGCAGGGGAUGAAACCACACCACCUGGCAAAUAGAUGGAACUUUGCCAACAUCCAUACAAAAGACUACUCGGCCGUCCUCAUGGAAUACACGACACCUGCCUCUUAUGGGAACACUACGGUUGGAGUUGGGGGCAUUGCUAAAGACGGCGAAUUGAUAUGCGCUGGUGAAUGUACCGCCGAACAUCUCACGUCCAUGCGAGAGACACCUCACGAUUGGCCAGAACCAAGGACGAUCUUAUGGAAAUGGAGUGGGCAGGAGGAUGGCAAGGCUGUUCACAGUGAAGUCAGAGGCAGUCUGCCGGUCAAGUCAGAUCGGGUCGAUGUCCUGGCACAUUUGCCCGGCUUUGUUAAGUCCUUCAUUGGUCACGCGACCGGCCUGAAACCACACAUCUUCCAGUAUCUAUCAAACGAUGAACUCGAGCUGAAAGUCAAGGUUGGCGACGAGGCAGAGGUCUCCGAGCCCGGCAAAGUGUUCACUGAGGCGACGUUCAUCUCAUAAAGACAAGAUCCCCAAUCAAGUUUCUUGUACUCAUGACAUUGCAUGACUGGAAUAGAAAUUGGACGAGGGCUGGAUAGGUAAACCAUGGUUUGAAUAUGGGAGAUGCUAUGUCCUUAGCAAGCUGUUUAAUGUGUAAUUCUUCGAUACUCUUUAUGUCGUUCUUAACUGGGCCGGUCCUCAGUCUAAGUUUUUCUUUUCCCUUCUCUUCCACAGAUUCACUUCACUUCUUAC
Cladophialophora immunda is the source of this 1512-nucleotide messenger RNA. RefSeq lists its product as uncharacterized. The coding region runs from base 154 to 1281 and encodes 375 amino acids. The transcript is spliced from 3 exons. The record is from RefSeq and is a predicted model, not a curated record. NCBI's taxonomy places the organism in Eukaryota, Fungi, Ascomycota, Eurotiomycetes, Chaetothyriales, Herpotrichiellaceae. Gene Ontology annotation, biological process: response to oxidative stress. Gene Ontology annotation, cellular component: cytoplasm.